Letharia columbiana is the source of this 2148-nucleotide messenger RNA. RefSeq lists its product as uncharacterized. The record is from RefSeq and is a predicted model, not a curated record. NCBI's taxonomy places the organism in Eukaryota, Fungi, Ascomycota, Lecanoromycetes, Lecanorales, Parmeliaceae. The transcript is spliced from 2 exons. The coding region runs from base 1 to 2148 and encodes 715 amino acids.
AUGGCUGGAAAGGACGCAUUUGUGUCUACGAAUCAUCCAUCUCAUAUAUCUCGCCACCAAUUUGACGCCCUUCUAGCAUCUCACAAAGCUUUUCACGAAGUGGCCAUCAAGGUCACUGAUAUCCUUCAAUACCCAUCCCGAUCGGCACACUACCAGUCACUACCUAAUAAAGCUGAGGAUGAUAUUGACGUGAACUAUAUAGAUUAUGGGCAAAAUGUCUCGAAAGCUGACAGCUCAGUCUUUAGUCAAGAGAGAGGCGGUAUUAGGAAUCACGGCAAGCGGUAUACUCUACAUCAACAGGAGCGCAAGCCUGCUCCGGAUGAAACAAUGUCAGAGUCCACUUUCGAAGUAGAAAACAUGAGAGCAAGAAAAGUAUACAGACAAAAGCGACAACGAAGUAUCAAAAUGUAUGCCCGUCCCUCAGUAUCAUAUCUUGAGGCUGAGUAUGACUUCCGAUACAAGUUCUUUCCCGACGAUGUGUACCAACAGCUAGGGUGUAAACCAGAAGCCGUGGAUUUCGACCCUUGGGAGUGGGCUGGCGAAUCCCCAGAUUAUUCGGACGUCGAUGCUUAUAAUGCCUACCAUCAAUUGAACCAUGGAACGCGGCUUCAAAAAAUGGUAGUAUUGCGGAAGUCGGAGCUCAUGGAAGCGCUGUUUCCAUUGAGAACCAGCAGUAUGUUGCAAUGCAUGUCGUGGCCAGAACUCGAGUACUCUUACGGACUCCAUCUCAGGGACAUAAUCAAUCGAUUAGCAUUUAGCAAGUGUGAUAAUGCUAUCGGCUUUAUGGACAGCGACGUAACGUCCGUGAUCAUCGAAGUAGGGAGGUUCUUCACAGAGCUUGACUAUUCGAAUCGGCCAAAGGAUUUCCAUGAGGGGAACAUCCCCGACGCUGUUGGACCUUUCGUGAAUGGGCCACGGUCUGAAGACGUACGGAAGAAAUUCAAUUUGAAUCACUUGCAUCGGCGUUGUCACGAAAAAGGGCUGCUCAAAGACUGGGAAGGCAACAAUAUCAUUCGAAUAGUCUUUGACUCGGUCUCUGGCACCGGUACAACUGAGCGUCAAGCCGAACUUCUCUAUACACUGGAGGCCAUAUUCGCUAUAAAUAGAGCAAGACGGAGAAAUUGGCCUUUGCGAAGGCUCAUAUCCGAAGAAGAGAGCCAGAUGUUCAUACUCAAUUUCCUCGUGCUCUUCGACGUUCUAGAUUCGCAAGAUGAUGUUGAGCAGUCCAACGAUCAGGUCUUCGCAGCCCAUGAUCUCAAUCUCCAGACGCUGAUGAGCCUUGGUGGUCUUCGUGUUGUCUGGAGCGAUUGUAUUGACGAUCACCUGCGACUUUCGACCUCUUCGAGAACCUUGACGUUGUUCUGGGAUGUCAGCUUACUUGAUCAAUCACUACUUUUCUGGUACAACGCUCAGUCUUUGAAGAGUUUCCGGGAUGGUAUGGAUUCAACCGCCACAGUGAAUCCCAAGUUCCGCGUCCUGUACGAGCUCAAGAACACUUACCGGCUCCUCUUUCAUAACAUUGACGCCAAGCACUUCACAACGACGGAGAACUGCGCUGUCAAGAAUGCCAACAGAAGACCAGGCAUCAUGGUCCACGAUCUCCGGGUGGAUAUCAGUAGCGCGCGUGCGCGUAAGAUACUCAAGCAUCUUCUAAACACUCCACUACCUGGCAAGCUUGAUCGUGGAAAAAUCGACAAUGCCAGGUCAGGUCAGCUCGGACAUAUCUGGUGGCCCAUCGGCCAUGCCCUUAACAUACUCCACAGUCUCAUCCACAGAAAUCCUCCACCUAGUACCAUUUCCACCCACCUCGCCUCUGGCCCGCCCUACUCAUUAGACCUCUGCUGGCAUUUCGAAAACAUCCUUUCCCCUUACCCGGCCCUGGUUGGCGAAAGCGAAUCCGUGCGUUCGUUCAGUAACUUUCCGCGCUUCAGCUCUCGACUUCGGGAGAUCAAGUUCUACAUGGACAACCGGAAACCGAGCGGCUGGUAUCAGAUGUGGAAGGACAAACGUGAUCGCGUGCAGCACGUGACGUUCUGGGCUGUGCUUGUGUUUGGCACCAUCAGUAUCGCACUGGCUUUGAUCAGUAUCGCUGUGAGUAGCGCGCAGACUGUGGCUGCUUUUCGAUCCGUUGGAGGUGGUAAUGAAUGA